Zalophus californianus (California sea lion) is the source of this 4938-nucleotide messenger RNA. It is a transcript of the gene CROCC2, whose product is annotated as ciliary rootlet coiled-coil, rootletin family member 2. The record is from RefSeq and is a predicted model, not a curated record. NCBI's taxonomy places the organism in Eukaryota, Metazoa, Chordata, Mammalia, Carnivora, Otariidae.
GUGGUGCUGGAGCACCGAAGCAGGUCCUGGCUCGGCCAGGGUGCCAGGAGGACACUCACCGGGCAGCCAAGCCCCGGCUUACUCCCGAGUCCCGUGCUCCGGUCCGAGAUGAGUUCUGCCUCCAGCGAGCCCGGUGAUGGGGAUGCCACUGCAAAGCAGACCCCACUGGGGCUGGACACCGUGAUCCAGAGGCUGGAGGACACCGUCUUGAGUCCCACGGCCAGCAGAGAAGACCGGGCCCUGACUGUACGUGGGGAAGGCCUGCAGGCUUUGCCCAUGCCUGUACCUGCCCGAAUCCGGGAGAUCGUGGCUGGCAGCCUGGGGGACAAACCACACCAAGGGGUGCAGGGGCUGCUGACUGCCUCGGGCCGUGCGCAGGAGGAGAAUGAGCUCCUGCAGGAUGAGCUGGCCAGGCUGGAGAACCUGCUGGCCCAGGCAGGCACUGAGCAGGACGAGCUGGCCAGCAGGUACCACAUGCUCAGUGAGCGGCUCCAGGCCCGUCUGGAGACCACCGAGGCUCGGCUGCGGAGGUCAGAGCUAGAGCACAGCGUGGACCUGGAGGGCCUGGGCCGUCUGGAGGCCGCUGAGCAGAGGAGCACCGGCCUCUCCCAGGUGAACACCCUUCUGCGGAAACAGCUGGAGCACAUGAAGAAGGCCAACGACAGGCUGGCCGAGGAGCUGGCCAGGACAGCGGACAGUGUGCUCCAUCUUCAGAGCAAGCUGGAGCUGAGGGAGGCUCAGCGCUGGACUGAGAGACAGAUCCAGCACACACACUCAGGGGGGCCCCAGGACUUCCUCCUCCUGUGGAGACAGGUCACUGCACUCCGCAUACAGCUGGCCGAGCUGCGUGCGACCACAGAGAGGGGUCUCACAGACAUGCGAGCGGAGGCGGCCAGGACAGCCUGGCGCCUGCAAACAGCCUGCCUGAACCUUGACUCCAACCUGCGUCUGUCAGCCAGCAGCGGGGGCCGCUACGGGGACAAGGUGCGGGAGAUGCUCCAGCUGCAGGGCCGCUGGGACGCAGAGAAGGUGGCGCUCCAGGCCAGGGUCUCCGAGCAGGCGCUGCUGGUGGAGAAGCUCACAGAGCAAAACUCGAAGAAGGAGGCAACCAUCUCUUCCCUCAGAAUGCAUGUCCAGAAGCUGGUGGCCCGGGCAGACGGAGAUGAGGAGGCCCGGGGCCCGCUGAGGAGGCCCACGCGCUCUGCGUCCCCCCACCAGGGUGUGUCCCCACCGCGGGCCCGCUCCCCGGACACCCCGGACCCCACACUGCAGGCCGUGCAGACAGCCUUUGAGAGGCGGCAGCUGCGGGAGCAGGAACUGCGCCUGCAGCUGGAGUCUUCUCAGGCCGUGGCCGCCAGGCUCCGGGAGCAGCUGUCCGAGAGCCAGCAGGAGCUGCAGGCCUCAAGGAGACUCCUGCAGGAGCGGGUGCGGGAGCAGGUGCGGGAGCGCGAGGACCUCUUGCGCAGGCUGCGGACGCAGAGCCGGGAGGCGCAGCACUGCAGGGCGACCAGUGAGCUCCUGCGAAGUCAAGGGCGCCUAGAACAGCUGGAGGAGAAGGUCUCGGGGCUCAAGAAGGAGCUGGUGGCAGCCCAGGAGGCGCUGGACUCGGCCCGGCUGCAGAGGGACGUCCUGGACAGCGAGAGGGAGGGUCUGCACAGAGCCCUGGCCCGGGCCGAGUCCAGCAGCACAGACCUGGGACUGCUCGUGACGCGGCUGAAGUCAGAGGGGGUGGAGCAGAGGGACUCCCUGGCCAAGAUGGCAGCCCUGACGGAGGCGCUGGCUCAGGACAAACGCAACCUGAGCCACCUGGUCCUGCAGCUGGAGCAGGAGCGGGACCAGCUGCGGGAGCAGCAGAAGGCGCUGGCGCGGGAGCUGGAGCUCAUGCGGACGGCGCGCGGGGGCCUGCGCCAGGCCUGCGGGCACCUGGAGAAGCAGCUGCAGGGGCAGGCGGCCCAGUUCCAGCAGCAGUGGGCCCAGCUGCAGGAGCAGGUGGGCCAGGUCACAUGCAAGAAACAGGCCUUGGAAGAACAGCUGGCCCAGAGCCUGCAGGACAAGGAGGCCCAGAUGGACACUCUGCAGAGGGCCCUGCAGGAGAAGGAGGCUUUGUCUGAGGAGCAGACCCAGCUGCUGGCCAAACAGCAGACCCUGGAGAGGCAGGUCCAGCUCACAGCUGAGGAGGCAGCUGACCUCAGGGCUGAGAGGGACUCUCUGGAGAGCAGCCUCUUUGAGACCCACCAGCUCCUGAGGCAGCUACAGGCACAGCAGGAACAGCUGGAGGGAGAGGCCCAGAGCAUGCGGCUCGCGCGGCAGGCCCUGCAAGUGGAAAUGCAGCAGCUGAAAAGUACCUGGGAGGUCCAGGAGACAAAGCUACAGUGGGACGUGGGGCGGCUUCGGCGGCAAGUGGUACAGCAGGAGCGGGAGAUGCAGCUGGCCCUGGAGAGCCAGGCACUGGCCCACCACGAGGACCUGGCUCGGCUCCAGAGGGAGAAGGAGAUGCUGAGUCUGUCUCUGACAGAGGAGAAGGAAGCGGCAGCUCACUGUUUGGAACAGGAGAAGAAGCUGGUAGCAAAGAAUGUAGCCAAGACGGAGGCUCUGAAGGAGGAAAUCCAGAGCUUGAAGCAUGAGAGGGAUGAGAGUCUCCUACAACUGGAACAUGAGAUGAAACAGGCCCUGUCAUUGAAAGAAGCAGAGGGGAGGCUGCUAAGGGAAGAGCUCUCCAAGUCCAUGCAGGAGCUGGAACAGGUGCAGCAGAAGGCCCAGAGCCAGCAUGAGCAAGCUGAGGCCACCAUCAGCGCCAUGACCACAGAGCUGAAGGCCCUUCAGGCCCAGUUUGAGGACGCCAUCUCAGCCCAUCAGAGAGAGGCCUCGGCUUUGGGCGAGAGUCUCCGGAAGAUGGCGGCAGAGCGAAGCGACGCCAGGAGAGAGGCGGAGAGGCUGCGGGCCCAGCUGGACGAGGCCCGGGAAGGGCUGGCUGUGCUGCGCCGGGAGCUGCAGGGCAGCGAGGAGAGCCGUGAGGGGCUUCGCAGGGAGGCCCUGGAGGCCCAGCGGGCCCUGGGUGAUGAGGCCCGUGAGAAGGACGUGCUGCGGCGCUCCAACACUGAGCUGCGGGCUGCGAUCCGCAGGGCUGAGCAGGAGAAGGCCAGUUUUCAGAGAUCCAAGGAAGAAGGGGAGCAGAAGGUGCUGGUCCUGGAGGAGGCGCGAGCUGUGGCCCAGAAGGAGGCCUGUGAGCUGCGGGCCAGUCUGAGGGAGGUGGAGCAGGCUCAGGCAGAUGCCCACCGGGAGCUCCAGGGGCUGGGCAGACAGGUGAACAUGCUGGAGGCUGAGAACCGGAGAAAGAGCCAAGAGGUCCUGAGCCUGCAGCAGAAACUGGCGGAGGUGGAGGCCGCAGCAGAGGCCCAGAAGCAGCGGCUGGAGGAGCGUCUCUGCCAGAGCCAGGGGGCCGAGCAGACCGUCUGGGCUGAGCUUCGCACCACCCCCAGGAGGCUGCAGCGGGCCAGGGGGGCGGCUGAGGGCCUGCAGGCUCGCCUGGACGAGGCCUGCCGCCGGGUCCACAGCCUAGAGCAGACGCUAGCUCAGGCUGAGGGUGCCAGGCGGCAAUCGGAGGGCCAGCUGAGCCAGCUGUGGUCCACGCUGUGCCAUGGCCUGGGGCUCCGGGGACAGAGCCCCUCAGGUUUCCCUGAGCGGCCCGGCCUCCCCAGGAAAGGCUCAGAUGGCCUCCAGGCUCGCUCCCCGCGGCAGAGGGCCAGCCCCCCCGCCCGGUCCCGCUCCCCACUGCGAUGGCCCUCACCUGCACCUGGGGACCACAGCCCGGAGGUGGACGUGGCCGCCGUGCGGGACGCCCUGCGGGCCUUGGUGCAGCAGCUGCGGGAUGCCCGGAGGGAACGGGACGACUGGCACUUCCAGGCGGUAAGCCUGAGCAGCCGGCUGAGUGAGGCAGAGAGCGAGCGUGCCCAAGCCCAGAGCCGCGUGGGGCAGCUACAGAAGGCGCAGGCAGACGCGGAGGAAGCUUGGCGCCAGGCGGAGGCUGAGAUGAGCAGCACCCAGGCGGCGCGGGCCCUGCAGGAGGAGGCGCUCCGGAGGCUGGAGCUGGAGUACCUGGCGAGCACGCGGGCAGCCGGCAGGGAGAAGCGGAGGCUGCAGGAGCAACUGGACGCGCUGCACAGGGCCCUGGAUGAGAGCAGAAGGCACGGCCAGAGCCUGGCCCAGAGAGCGAAGCUGCUGGAGGAGCACGUCGCCCGCCUGCAGCGCAGAUGCCAGGAGCCCUUGCCGCAGGUGAGGGGCCCCAGAGGGCGGGGCAUUCCCUUUAGGGAAUCAUCGGUCCCUUGGCGGCCUGAAGGGAGGCUCUGGGAGAUGCCCGAGGGGCCGGAAGCUGUGUGCGGGGAGCAGGCAAGGGAGCGGCACAGGGGUCUGCGGAUGGCGCAGCCCCUCCUACCGCAGCGCCGGCCCCGGCAAGCGUCCAGCCAGGGCCUGUCAGAGGCCGCCUCAGAUCCGGGAGAUCCCCGAGCUGGCCACUGCAUCCCCUGCUCACCGAGACCUGCAAAGACCGGCUUUAUGCGGGGCACACGCAUCUGGGCGCUGUGGCCCAAGGGCAGAGGGGCCAGGGGACCAGACAACCCAGGCGUGGCCUCACCACGCCGAGUCGUAGCCUAUGGAAUGAAUGACAAGGAGAUGGAGCAGGGGCUGCUGAGGAAGGACAGGGACCCGGCCCGGCCAGGGGCCAAGAAGGAAGUGGCCAGUCUGAAGAAGCAGCUGGACCAGGAGGUGCCUCGGCAGCAAUAAGCCUGCCUCGGCCAGGCCUCCCGGGCCAAAAAUCUGGCCACUGGGGACCCACGCAGGAGGAGGACGAAGCGCUCGUCCGCGAAGCGCUCACCUCGCCAAAGCCUGGGACCAGAGAGCCGCGCCUCCCCGCCGGCGCAGGCCCAGCCGGGAGCGUCCUGA